This is a messenger RNA of Pelobates fuscus (common spadefoot toad), 1189 nucleotides long. RefSeq names its product NSE1 homolog, SMC5-SMC6 complex component (gene NSMCE1). Gene Ontology annotation, cellular component: nucleus; Smc5-Smc6 complex. Gene Ontology annotation, molecular function: ubiquitin-protein transferase activity. Bases 41 to 856 code for a protein of 271 amino acids. Gene Ontology annotation, biological process: double-strand break repair via homologous recombination. The record is from RefSeq and is a predicted model, not a curated record. Lineage: Eukaryota; Metazoa; Chordata; Amphibia; Anura; Pelobatidae. The transcript is spliced from 8 exons.
GAUUCCUGCCUGAGUUUUGUCCCGGGUUUCCCACUUGAAAAUGGUGAUGAAUGACAGCCAUAGGCGUUUCAUUCAAGUGCUGAUGUCCCAUGGAAUAAUGGAAGCCUCGGCUGUACGGAAGUUGCAUAGGCAUUGCUGUGAAAUACACAAAGUUCAUUACGUGCAUGACAAAUUAGACGAUUUUAUUGAUGUUAUAAACAAGCACUUGAAGCCUGUAUUUAUGGAAAUAAGGAAAAGAUUUGGUGAAGAUGAUGGGAAACGAUACUAUGCCCUGGUGAACACUGUGGAAAAUGACGUUGCUAAAAUGGCUACAGAUUAUGCCGAAAAUGAGCUUGAGCUGUUCAGAAGAGCUUUGGACUUAAUUAUAGAGUCUACCAAUGGUUUUGCAUCCUCCACCUAUAUAUUGAACCUGGCUGACAAUCUGCAGAACAAGAAGAUGAGGAAAAAAGAGGCAGAACAAUUGUUGCAAAGAUUUGUUCAAGACAAAUGGCUUAUUGAGAGGGAUGGGGAAUAUACACUUCACACUCGCUGCCUGAUGGAAAUGGAACACUAUAUGCGAAACAAUUACCCAGAUUUGAUGAAAAUUUGCAAUAUUUGCCGUGACAUAACAAUUCAGAGCCAGGCUUGUGUUGUCUGUGGGAUCUACAUUCACCUACCAUGUGUGGAGAAGUACUUUAAAGGACAUGCAGAGCCUAGUUGUCCUCAAUGCAGUGAACCGUGGGCUCAUGAAAUUCCAGAUUUAAACCAGGCUGAUUCGCAAAGCUCACCGAUACCCUCCACUUCGAAAAAUGGUCCAGUUCACACUCAAGAGAGAAGAUUGCACAAAACUCAAUCGAACUUAAGGAGCAGACGAUAAGAACAAACUUAGAUACAUUCUUCUUAAGAGAGCUCAGGGAGUUUUACAGGGUUAUUCACUGAAGUGAAUUUCAAAUUGAAGGCCACAGCAGCUGAAGUGGAGACACGGCUGAGUUUGCGAAUUUUUCCAGUUUAGCUAGUUUGAGCUUAAAUUUGAAAUUGAUUUUGAAUUCUCACUUUGGUGAAUAACCCUGUUAGUGUUUUUCCCUCUAUCAAAGCCAUACAAUUUAAAUUUUCUUAUUAUUGUUAGAACCUGCUCACAGUCCGUAAACAUAAUUUGUUCCAUUGAGUUAAGUGUAUUCGCUUGCACAAUUGGCCUUAGAGACCAUAGAAG